ACGAGACAUGGCAACUUCAAUUUCUUUAAAUUAGUUAAAAAGGAAGUUGAAAUUACCGUUUAUGCGUUGCCCUUUUCUAUUACGUGUAGUUUCUGAUGUUUUACAGCUCAAUUCUACUUGGUUGAUUUUUCUCAUCAAGCAAAUCCAACAUCAACAAAGUAGGAUGGCAGAGGACAAUGAAACCCUUCCCCCGACGAAUCAGGAAGAAAAAUUCAAUGGACUUUUUCCACUUGUGAUAACUAUAAUUUCCAUUAUAACUAUAGUGGGGAACCUUCUGGUGAUUGUGACUUUGUAUAAGAAACCGCGCACUGAAUUACGGAUCGUUUCCAACAGCCUUGUGUUGAACCUUGCUAUCGCUGACCUGAUGAUGGGCCUUGUAGGUGAACCUCUUUGGAUAAGCCUUCAUUGGGUAGAUGGUGGAGUAAGCAUGAUGUUAAUGAGCGACUCACCAAGUACGUUGUAUGUCACAACUAGAUCAGUGUUGGUCAUAACAGCUACCGCUUCAAGAUGCACUUUGUUCUUUCUUACAGUGGAGAGAUAUGUGGCCUUAGAGAUGCCUCUACGAAGAGAAAAGCUGUUUGGUGGAAUGGCUUUGAAAUUAUACAUUUUUCUUAUUUGGCUUGAUGGAUCAGUUACCGCCCUACUCAUUUCCUUUCAUGACACAAAUGCAAUACGGCUAAUUUUCUAUAUCCUUCCUCAGUUUGAACUGGUUGUCAUCUUCGUUUUGUAUAUGCGCAUGUUCAUAAUCAUCCGAAAAUUCAACAAGAUUCUACUCGCCAAUGAAGUCCGACAACCGCUUGUUCAAUCAGGAGAUGCGUUUAAAUUGGCUCGAAAACGGGAGUUUUCCUUUGCAAAGAACAUUUUUCUUCUAGUUGGAACAUUUUUAUUGUGCUAUCUACCAUUUUCUGUCACUCGCGUUGUUGAAUACUUCAGCGACGGAGUGCGAACUUCACUUUUUUUUCAAGAAUUGUUACUAAUCCUAUACGUAUCAAAAUGCGCUCUAGAUCCCAUAUUAUACACAUUUAUUAUUCCAGGUUAUCGAUGGCGAGUUAAAGAGAUGGUCUAUAACUUUGCGAAGACCUGCGCCGACCGAUUACCAUCAGCUAGUAAUGGCGCAGGAAACCCCUAAAAAACGCUUUAUCAUCACUAAACAACUGGUUUUAAGUUAUUAACGUUCUGACAUACCAUAGCCUUAGUUGUUGAAUGAAAUAUGUUAUGGAUAACGACUGUAAAAAUAAGUUUCUGGAAAUUUCUAGAAAGCCUAUGCAUGUUGACAUGUUACACGACUGCCCAUUGUCAUACUGUGGAAACAUAUUGUAUUCGGUUAUAUGUAGUUAUGAUGCAACACCACAAAAAUAGUUGAGUUGUAUGCUUCCGGAUUGUUCGAGAACACUUUGUAAAUGUAUAUAAUUUAUGAACUCAGUCGUGUAGUAGUUGUUGCUGUUUUAAUCGAAAGUGACGUACCGACUAUCUGUGAAGCUAUGCUGAGAGAGAGCUACUGUGGAAGAUUGCUCAUUUCAAGGCGAUUGGAUACAACUGGGAUAUAUUGUCAGUGGUGAGCUAAGUUAAAAUCUCUUGGGGGCUUUAGAGUGUAUUUCUGAGGAUAUCGAGAGUCAAUGGGCACUCACAAAAAAUCGAUUUUUUUUGUAUUUUGCCAUAAAAUUCCCUUGUACUUAAGGAAAUAUAGUGAAAGGUUCCAUCGACCUAU
This is a messenger RNA of Pocillopora verrucosa, 1708 nucleotides long. RefSeq names its product beta-4C adrenergic receptor. Gene Ontology annotation, cellular component: plasma membrane. Gene Ontology annotation, biological process: G protein-coupled receptor signaling pathway. Gene Ontology annotation, molecular function: G protein-coupled receptor activity. NCBI's taxonomy places the organism in Eukaryota, Metazoa, Cnidaria, Anthozoa, Scleractinia, Pocilloporidae. The record is from RefSeq and is a predicted model, not a curated record.